CUAUGACAUAUUGAUAUCAAGGCAUCUAGGUUUUGUGCAAGUCAUUUACCAAGCACUUCGGCUUUUAUUUGCACAGGGCCAAGGACAGCAUACUUAGCUCGAUAAGAGCGAAGAAACUUCAGCCUGACAAAUGGGUGGGCAACGGCAUUCCAAAAAUGCGGGCGUCAUGGGGUCGGAAGCCCUAAGCUAUGCGGAGCGCAAGGCCCUGGGCUUUGGCACUGUCAAGGAGCGUCUAGGCAAGGACUCGCUGGGCAACUAUGAUGACUGUUGUUUAACUCUUAUGGAGGCAAAGGACCCAGUAAUAACGCCAGACGGCUACAUGUACAGCAAAGAGGCAAUUCUGGAGAACCUUCUGGCGCAGAAGAAAGCCAUAAAGCGCAACAUGGAGGCGUACGAGGCGGCGCAGGUGGCGGACCAGCAGAAGGAGCUGGAGAAGCAGGCCAUUGCGCACGAGGCGGCACUGGUCGCGUUCGACCGCCGCAACCAUCUGGGUGUUAGCGAGGGCGUCGCAUCAAAGCUGGAGGCGGCAAUCGUAAAGGAGGCGGAGGCUCUGCGCAACCCGGGCGGCGGCGGUGCCAAGUCAGUGAUGGCCAUCAAGGAGGCGGAGGACCGGGCGAAGGGGCUCAAGGCCUUCUGGAUGCCCUCGCUGACGCCCGACGCGGGAAACAAGGUGGAGAAGCCGGACAGCGAGACGCGGUGCCCUGCCAGCGGCAACAAGCUGCGCAUGAAGGACCUUGUGGCCGUGCACUGGACGCCAGUGCCCGAGGGUGAGCCGGGCAAGCACAUGGAUCCCAUCACCAAGGAGACCUUCACCAAUUCAUCCAAGCUGGUUGUGCUGGCGCCCACAGGGGACGUGAUGCUGAAGGAGACGUACGCCAAAUGCGUCAAGACGGAGGGUAGUUACGGCGGCAAGCGCAUCCGCGACAAGGAUGUCAUCGAGCUCAAAACUGGUGGCACCGGGUUUGCGGCGCGGGACGGCGAGCGUGUGCAGACCAAGAAGUACUUCAUGCUGGGGCCGGGCAACGGGCUACGCGACCUGCGCGGUCAGCAUCAGAGCGCGAGGUCGCUGGGUGGCCUCGUCUUCAACAACUAGAGCUGACCACGGUACAUGACUGUACGUUCAAAGGGCAUCACGUGCAGUGCGUUCAAAAAACGAGUGGGCACUUCUUGCCCCAUGGUACCGCCGGGUGUGGGGAGCAACAUUCGAGUGCGGAAACGCGUACUGGGAUGGAGCGUUUUAGUGCUGGGCGGUUUUAUGACUUGUUGACGACAUGACACGAUGCUGCAGACUACUAGACUCAUCGGUUAAGUGUGUAUGGUUCGCAGCAUUUACUGAAGUACGGGGUUGCACCUGAUGCUAUGCGUGCACACGUGUGUGCGAUGUGCCGAGUCCCAGGCUGCAUGGACCACUUGUCGGGGUUAAAUCCCCACAAGGAUGGUCGACUGAGUUGCUGCUAGCGCUUCGCUUGUGCGUGCCGCGCUACUUGUCGUUGCGUUACAUGGUUGGGAGCAGGGGUGCAAGGGGCACCCCUGGUUGGGAGUAUGCAUCCUGUCUCACGUAAGCAUCACGGAAAUUGACGUGUUUGAAGACAUAACGGUAAGGCCACGGAUCGUUGCAUGCCGGCGACGGUGAACUAGUCAAGCCGAUCAGUGGCAACGUCAUUCGCUCGUAACGUCCUCGUGCGCCCAGCCCAACUCUUUUCUGGGCGCCUGUAACAAACCUGCCAG
This is a messenger RNA of Chlamydomonas reinhardtii, 1728 nucleotides long. RefSeq lists its product as uncharacterized. The record is from RefSeq and is a predicted model, not a curated record. Bases 131 to 1093 code for a protein of 320 amino acids. Lineage: Eukaryota; Viridiplantae; Chlorophyta; Chlorophyceae; Chlamydomonadales; Chlamydomonadaceae. Gene Ontology annotation, molecular function: ubiquitin protein ligase activity. Gene Ontology annotation, cellular component: nucleus. The transcript is spliced from 10 exons.